GAGGCACCCAGAGGUGUGUGUUAUCCUUGGCUCGCUGCCUGAUGGUCUCAAGCUUCCAGAACACACUCUGGCUCAGCUUAAUAGGUGGGAGAGAGGUCAGCCUCCCUCAGCCCUGCUUCAGCUUCACGGAACCAAGCCUUCAAGUGGCAACGUGGAUGGGUGUCUCCUCACGGCCCUCUUCUCUACGCGUGGAACUGGAGACUCCCUGAGGCUGAAGCGAUCACAGUUUUUUUUCCUAGAAAAGUCAGCUAUUUGGCAGAGUCCAAAAUUCAACAUUCCUACACGCUGUUGGUGGCCUUGAACUCUAGCCUGCCUCUCUAUCCAGGAGGGUAUAAAAUCUCAGCUGCUUGGGCCUUGCUGUAUCUUCAGCAAAUGACGUCCUCAACUAGCAACAUGAAGUUGGGUGGCCUCUUCCUCCUUGCUGUCCUCCUCACUCUCAACAGAGAGCUCCAGGCAGUUGGCAUUUGUGUGGAGGAGUGCCGAGAACACCGGGACUGCGGAGCAGGAAACCAAUGCAUCAGCAAUGGCUGCGGCCACGUCUGCGCACCUGCCCCACAAGCAGGCAUCUGUGUGAACGAGUGCACAGAGGACAGGGAUUGUGGGAGAGGAAAACAAUGUAUCAGGAAUGGCUGUGGGCGUACCUGCUCCCCUGUGGCUAAAGUAGGCCUCUGUGAGCAACAGUGCAGGAGAGACCGGGACUGCGGAGCCGGAAGACAGUGUGUCAGGAAGGGCUGUAGCCGAGUCUGUUCCCCCAGCCGUGCAGUAGGUAUCUGCGUGGAUGAAUGCCGAGGACACCAGGACUGCGCUGCAGGGAGUCGGUGUGUCAGCAACGGAUGCGGCCACGUGUGCUCACCCGCCCAAGACAGAGAUGAACAGAGGCCUGGAGCUUGUCCAAGCUUGCCAGAAGGAACACUUGGGCUUUGUGCUGAAUUCUGCACGGGGGAUGACUCCUGUCCCCCAGGAAGGAAAUGCUGCAGCAACGGUUGCGGGCACACUUGCCAAAUCCCUGUUCCAGACGAGGAGGACUUCCUUAUCCGUUUGGAUGAUAAGUGAACCUUGGCGUCCCUCAGUAACUGAUCCCAAAUGGCAUCUUUAUCCUAAGAGCUGAGCUUUCUUACUGUCUUUUCCGGAACCCCAGGAUGCCAGGAUAUGGGUCUCAGAUAACGUGGUUUAAGUAUUGAAUUCCGGCAAUUGUUUGAGGAAACAUGGAGGGACUGCUUCCAAAAUUAUCUCUCUUCUGAAUAAAAU
Molecule: messenger RNA, 1248 nt
Organism: Hippopotamus amphibius kiboko
Lineage: Eukaryota; Metazoa; Chordata; Mammalia; Artiodactyla; Hippopotamidae
Product: WAP four-disulfide core domain protein 2-like
Exons: 8
Coding region: 373-1053 (226 amino acids)
Biological process (GO): antibacterial humoral response; innate immune response
Cellular component (GO): extracellular region
Molecular function (GO): peptidase inhibitor activity
Source: RefSeq, a predicted model, not a curated record